This is a messenger RNA of Sinocyclocheilus grahami, 711 nucleotides long. Its product is annotated as RNA-binding protein 8A-like. Lineage: Eukaryota; Metazoa; Chordata; Actinopteri; Cypriniformes; Cyprinidae. Bases 55 to 579 code for a protein of 174 amino acids. The transcript is spliced from 6 exons. Gene Ontology annotation, cellular component: nucleus; cytoplasm. The record is from RefSeq and is a predicted model, not a curated record. Gene Ontology annotation, molecular function: mRNA binding. Gene Ontology annotation, biological process: RNA processing.
UGUUCUGCGCAUGCUCGCAGCCACGUUCACUCACUCUGCUCACAAUCAGGCGUUAUGGCGGAUGUACUGGACCUUCAUGAAGCGGGAGGUGAAGACUUUCCUAUGGACGAGGAUGGCGACGAGAGCAUUCACAAGUUAAAAGAGAAAGCCAAGAAGAGGAAGGGUCGUGGGUUUGGAUCAGAGGAGGGAGCGAGAUCUAGAGUCAGAGAGGACUAUGACACUGUAGAACAGGAUGGAGAUGAGCCAGGGCCACAGAGAUCUGUUGAAGGAUGGAUUCUGUUUGUGACUGGUGUGCAUGAAGAGGCGACCGAAGAGGAUGUCCACGAUAAGUUUGCAGAGUAUGGCGAGAUUAAAAACGUGCAUUUAAAUUUGGACAGAAGAACCGGUUACCUUAAGGGCUAUGCACUGGUGGAGUACGAGACCUACAAAGAAGCCCAGGCAGCAAUGGAAGGGCUGAAUGGCCAGGACCUUAUGGGGCAACCAAUCAGCGUUGACUGGUGCUUUGUAAGAGGACCCCCUAAGAGUAAGAGGAGGGGUGGAAGAAGACGCAGCAGGAGCCCUGACAGGCGGCGACGUUGAUUUUCCAAGUUUUUGACUCCAGUGUCUGUUUCCCAGCAAGGGUGGCAUUGUUUUUCAAGAUAGUUCGGAGUAAGAUUGGAGUGGCGUGUAUCUCUUUAAAUUGAGGCUUUUAGUGUUUUUGAGGGGGGGGGG